Molecule: messenger RNA, 2108 nt
Organism: Passer domesticus (house sparrow)
Lineage: Eukaryota; Metazoa; Chordata; Aves; Passeriformes; Passeridae
Gene: RAB3A
Product: RAB3A, member RAS oncogene family
Exons: 5
Coding region: 84-746 (220 amino acids)
Biological process (GO): synaptic vesicle exocytosis; calcium-ion regulated exocytosis; axonogenesis
Cellular component (GO): axon; plasma membrane; endosome
Molecular function (GO): GTPase activity; myosin V binding; GTP binding
Source: RefSeq, a predicted model, not a curated record
CCGCCCCUUCAGCCGACGUCACCCGGGCUCCGCAUCUGCUGCAGUCGCUGCGGGGAGGAGGCGGCGGCGCGAGCGCGGCAGAGAUGGCGUCCGCUACUGACUCCCGCUAUGGGCAGAAGGAAUCCUCGGACCAGAACUUCGAUUACAUGUUCAAGAUCCUGAUCAUCGGCAACAGCAGCGUGGGCAAAACCUCCUUCCUGUUCCGGUACGCCGACGACUCCUUCACGCCCGCCUUCGUCAGCACCGUGGGCAUCGACUUCAAGGUCAAGACCAUCUACCGGAACGACAAACGCAUCAAGCUGCAGAUCUGGGACACGGCCGGGCAGGAGCGGUACCGCACCAUCACCACCGCCUACUACCGCGGGGCCAUGGGCUUCAUCCUCAUGUACGACAUCACCAACGAGGAGUCCUUCAACGCCGUGCAGGACUGGUCCACCCAGAUCAAGACCUACUCCUGGGACAACGCCCAGGUCCUGCUGGUGGGGAACAAGUGUGACAUGGAGGACGAACGUGUGGUGUCCUCGGAGAAGGGACGCCAGCUCGCCGAGCACCUGGGGUUUGAGUUUUUCGAGGCCAGCGCCAAGGACAACAUCAACGUGAAGCAGACCUUCGAGCGGCUGGUGGACAUCAUCUGCGAGAAGAUGUCGGAGUCCCUGGACACGGCCGACCCCGCCGUCACCGGCGCCAAGCAGGGCCCCCAGCUCACGGACCAGCAGGCCCCCCCCCACCAGGACUGUGCCUGCUAGGGGCCAGCCCCCCGCCCCAAAACCCCCCCAAAAACCGGUCAGUGCACCCCAACCCCCCCCACGAGCUCCUCCUCGCGGGGGUCCCGCGGGGGCUUUUGCUGCUGAUGUCUCCCAAAGGGCUGCGGCCCCUCUAGGAGCCCCCCACCCCAAUUCAUUAGGCUAUGCCCCCCACCCCUUAAUUUAUUUUUAAGCCUGGGCUGGUAGAAAACUCCUCCCCCUCCUCCUCCAUUCUGCUUUUAAUCACUGUCAAGGAACCAUCACCCCCAGCCCCAUUUCCCCUGGUGAGCCCCCCUCCCCUGUCCUGGCACCCCUUGUCUGGAGACCCCCUGUCCUGGGGAUCCCCCUACCCUGGUAUCCCCUGUCCUGGUAUCCCCUGUCCUGGGACCCCCUGCCCAUUUUCCUGUCCUGGGACCCCCUGUCCUGGGGAUCCCCCUGCCCUGGGACCCCCUUCCCAGCGUGUGGGUGCUGUGACAGGACCCCCAAAUCCCCCUCCCCACUCCACGCCACCCCGCGUGCCCCCUUUGCCCCCCGAGCUCCUGGUGCAGGGGGCUCUUUGUGCCCGGCUUUCCUGCCCCUCCAGCUGGAUGGAUAUUUCCUGACUCUUGUUUAUUUGUAUAAAUAGAUGCUAAUUUAUGCUCCCGCCGUCUUCCUCCUUGUACAUACAGAAAUUCCUUGUAAAUAGGCGUAGGAAGUGACGCUGUGCGCGUGACCUGCUGUGCUGUGGCCGUGGUGGUGCAUUUAUAUAUAUAUAUAUAUAUAUAUUCUGAUUUUUUUUUGGUUUUGUUUCUCUCAGUGUGGUAACCUUGCUUGUGAAUAUCACUUUUAAAGAAAAAAAACCCACCAAAAAAAAACCAAACCCACCCCACCUCCCCCCCACACACAACCCAACGACGACAAAACUGUUAUUAUUUCAAUAAUGAGAUUUCAAAUGAAAAAUUCGUUCAAUAAUCAGCCAGGCCGAGCCAGCUGGAACAGAUCAGCCCCAGUUUGGGCUCGUGGGGGGGGAGCAGGGCUGGGACCGUGGCUGCUUUGCUCCAGGGAUUUGGGAUCUCGUGUUCCUGUAGUUCUGUGCUUCUGUGGAGACUGUGAAUAAGUGGAUAUUCCCGUAGCCAUAACAGAGCUGCCCUUUAUUUAUUUUUCCUGGAGCGCUGUGUCUUUAUUUUACAGGUUUCCCUCUAUUUCCCCCCACCAUGAUUCCAUCUCCCUCCCCUUCCCCCUCCCCUCCUCUUUUUUGUGAAGUUUACUUAUGGAAGAGUUACACUGUACUGUACAAAUGUCAAAAGUGUCAAAAAGAGUACAAUUUCCUAAAAAUCACUGUAUUAAAAGAAAUGUUGUGAAGAAAUAAACCAAUGCUGAUCAGAA